GCCGGCUUCCGCUCUCACGUUAGGGGCGAGUCAGUCGCCUGCCUUGUGGCGCCGGCGAGAGUCGCUCACUGGGGCAGCCGCAAACUUUUGGGCUUCUUAAUGUGGCGCAGGGCAAUUGCGCGGCUGCAAUAAGUCGCCGCCGUUUCAGUAUUUGCAACAGGCCCGAUUGAUUUGGAAGGUUAUUGUUGAUGGGAAACGCGCGGUUUUUGCAACAAAUGCAGUAGUAAAAAGUGAGCGUUGCUCUAUCAUAUGAAUUGAACUGAGGUUUAAGGGGGAGAGCCAGCUAAAUUCACCAGCGGCUACAUUGCAGAGUUUCCAGCCGACAAAAAGCCUUGCAGAUUAUUCUUCCCAAACCCCAACGAUGCUUUGCAAACUUCUCCAGCGGUACUGAAAGCCUGGGUAUGGAGCAGGGGUGCUGAUUCCCCCUACCUGUGGGUGACGGAUCGGAAUCGGUUCCGCCAGACAACCGAAUGCCGGCGGCACUCCUGGACACGUAAUUCUGGACAUUGUAGAGAGAACGGCGGAGCAGGGGGUUUAAAAAAGGAAGAAAAAUAAAGGACUGGGCGAAAAUGUCAACCCCCACCAGGUACAAGAAGGAUAAAGAGAUUAUAACCGAGUAUGAGACGCAAGUAAAGGAGAUCCGGGCUCAGUUAGUCGAGCAGCUGAAAUGUUUGGAGCAACAGACGGAGAUGAGGGUUCAACUCCUUCAGGACCUCCAGGAUUUCUUCCGCAAGAAGUCGGAAAUUGAAAUGGAGUAUUCCCGAAAUCUGGAGAAGCUGGCUGAACGAUUCAUGGCGAAAACUCGCAGCACAAAGGACCAUCAGCAGUACAAGAAGGACCAGAAUCUUCUGUCCCCAGUAAAUUGUUGGUACUUACUGCUGAACCAAGUCAGAAGAGAAAGCAAGGACCAUGCCACCUUGAGUGACAUCUAUCUGAACAAUGUCAUCAUGCGUUUUAUGCAGAUUAGUGAGGACUCCACAAGACUCUUCAAAAAGAGCAAGGAGAUCGGGUUCCAGCUGCAUGAAGACUUAAUGAAGGUUCUCAACGAGCUGUACACGGUCAUGAAGACGUACCACAUGUACCACACCGAGAGCAUCAGCGCUGAGAGCAAGCUGAAAGAGGCCGAGAAGCAGGAGGAGAGGCACAUCGGCAGGGACCCUGUCUUCAGCAUGCGAUUGGAGGAGAAGCACCAGAGGCGGAGCUCGGUGAAGAAGAUGGAGAAGAUGAAGGAGAAGCGCCAAGCCAAAUACUCUGAGAACAAGCUGAAGUCCAUCAAAGCACGAAAUGAAUAUCUGUUGACACUGGAGGCAAGCAACAACUCGGUGUUCAAAUAUUACAUCCACGAUCUUUCCGAUGUAAUCGAUUGCUGUGACCUGGGCUAUCAUGCUAGCUUAAACAGAGCCUUGAGGACGUUUCUCUCUGCAGAGUACAACCUGGAGACCUCCAGGCACGAGGGUCUGGAUAUCAUAGAGAACGCGGUGGACAACUUGGACCCUCGCAGUGACAAGCAGCGGUUCAUGGAGAUGUAUCACACUGCUUUCUGCCCUCCUGUCAGAUUUGACUUCCAGCCACACAUGGGAGAUGAGGUGUGCCAGGUGAGCGCUCAGCAACCUGUGCAAGCAGAGCUGAUGCUCAGGUAUCAACAGCUGCAGUCCAGACUGACAACGCUGAAGAUUGAAAAUGAGGAGGUUAAAAAGACAAUGGAAGCCACCCUCCAAACAAUCCAAGACAUGGUGACCAUCGAGGAUUAUGACGUCUCUGAGUGCUUCCAACACAGUCGGUCGACAGAGUCCGUCAAGUCCACUGUAUCAGAAACCUACAUGAGCAAACCCAGCAUCGCUAAGAGGCGAGCCAAUCAGCAAGAGACUGAGCAAUUCUACUUCAUGAAGUUCAAAGAAUACCUUGAAGGCAGCAAUCUCAUCAUGAAGCUACAAGCCAAACAUGACUUGCUUCACCACACCCUGGGAGAAGGACAGAAAAGUGACUUCAUAACCACAAGGCCUCCAAAUGUACCCCCUAAACCUCAGAAAGCUCGGAAGUCCAGACCCCGGUCAGAGUAUAAUGCUAAGUUGUUUAAUGGGGAUUUGGAAACAUUCGUCAAGGAUUCAGGACAAGCCAUUCCCCUCAUUGUUGAAAGUUGCAUCCGAUUUAUCAACCUCUACGGACUUCAACACCAGGGGAUCUUUCGAGUGCCCGGCUCGCAGGCUGAGGUCAACGACAUCAAAAACUCAUUUGAACGAGGUGAGGAUCCUUUGGCAGAUGGACAAGACAACCAUGAUAUUAACUCAGUUGCAGGAGUUCUGAAGCUCUAUUUCAGAGGACUGGAAAACCCACUGUUUCCUAAGGAAAGAUUUAAUGAACUCAUUCCUUGCGUGCGAAUAGAGAGCCUGUAUGAGCGAGCUCUUCACCUCCGCAAGAUCCUGCUCACGCUCCCACGCUCCGUCAUCGUAGUCAUGAGAUACCUCUUCUCCUUUCUGAACCACUUGUCUCAGUUCAACGAUGAAAACAUGAUGGAUCCCUACAACUUGGCCAUCUGCUUCGGCCCAACACUGAUGCCGGUUCCAGAGACACAAGACCAGGUGUCCUGCCAGCCCCACGUGAACGAGUUAAUCAAAACCAUCAUCAUCCACAACGAGCUGAUUUUCCCAGAUUCCAAGGACCUGGAAGGACCCGUGUAUGAGAAGUGCAUGGCUGGCGAUGACUAUUGUGACAGUCCGUACAAUGAACAUGGGACGUUGGAGGAGGUUGACCUGGAUACAGGUGCCGAGACCCACACCAGUGAAGACGAGGGUGAACCCAUCGAAGCAAUAGCCAAAUUCGACUACGCUGGGAGGUCUGCUCGAGAGCUGUCAUUUAAGAAAGGAGCUUCGUUGCUUCUGUAUCACCGAGCUUCAGAGGACUGGUGGGAGGGGCGGCAUAAUGGGGUUGAUGGCCUUGUACCCCACCAGUACAUCGUGGUGCAAGACACGGAUGACGCCUUCUCCGACACGCUGAGCCAGAAAGCCGACAGUGAAGCCAGCAGUGGGGCCGCCACGGAAGACAAGUUGUCCUCAAAGAAUGACAUCAGCUCUCCAACUGACCGCAUUCCAGAUGUUUACGCAGCAAGGCAGAAGAAGAGGUCAGAGCUCCCAGCCAGCAGGCGCCCGUUGAGAACCAGUGACGGCCACUGUACGGUGCACCCGAUGCAUGGCUUAGUAAGUAGCUCAGGGGAGAGUAGCCCGUUGGUCACGCCUUCCCACGCCACCUCCCGCCUUUUCCUCCAGAAUCGCAGCGUCACGGUUGACAGUCCAGAGCGCCGCCAUCGAGGGGGUAUUUCCAACAUUAGCCGUCACGAGGGUGUCAAAAAGAUUGAGAGUCCGCCAAUCAGAAGGUCUACAUCCUCGGGUCAAUACACCAGCUUCAGUGAGCAUAAACCUCUGGACCCCGAAACAAUUGCUCAGCAGGACAUCGAAGAGACAAUGAACACGGCACUGAAUGAGCUGCGGGAGCUGGAGCGCCAAAGCACGGCCAAGCACGCGCCAGACGUGGUCCUCGACACGCUGGAGCAGAAGAAAAGCAGCCUGGCCUCGGACUCUCGGAGUCCCCACCACGCCACGGCGUUGCCCAAGAGCACCGAGCCGUCCAUUCGGCGGAGCACCAGUUCUUCCAGCGACCCUGUGAGCACUUUCAAGCCCGUCCUGUCGCCUCGGAUGGGGGUGCAGCUCAAGCCCCCUGCCCUUCGGCCCAAACCUGUGGUUUUACCCAAAACCAAUCCCAGCGUCGGACCACCUCCAACAGUUCAGUCCUCCACAGACAAAUCCUGCACCAUGUAAAGUAUGUUAGCCCAGCUCACGGGCUGGUAUUGAUAUCAUUCUUUGGAUCAACAACACUGGCAAGGAUAAAGCCAGGAAUAUUGAUAUUUUAAUGUUUAUAAUUGGAGAUGUAUUCUUUCAGUGUUAGAAUAUAUGUCUCAGUAGUAAAUUAACAGGGCAUUUGAAUUCCAUCUCAAACUGGACUGUUUAAAUGUGCAACUUACCAAUUUU
Messenger RNA from Pristis pectinata (smalltooth sawfish), 4022 nucleotides. RefSeq names its product SLIT-ROBO Rho GTPase activating protein 1a (gene srgap1a). Bases 570 to 3812 code for a protein of 1080 amino acids. Gene Ontology annotation, biological process: negative regulation of cell migration; signal transduction. Gene Ontology annotation, cellular component: cytoplasm. Gene Ontology annotation, molecular function: protein binding. The transcript is spliced from 22 exons. The record is from RefSeq and is a predicted model, not a curated record. NCBI's taxonomy places the organism in Eukaryota, Metazoa, Chordata, Chondrichthyes, Rhinopristiformes, Pristidae.